Messenger RNA from Penicillium vulpinum, 723 nucleotides. RefSeq lists its product as uncharacterized. NCBI's taxonomy places the organism in Eukaryota, Fungi, Ascomycota, Eurotiomycetes, Eurotiales, Aspergillaceae. The coding region runs from base 1 to 723 and encodes 240 amino acids. The transcript has a single exon. The record is from RefSeq and is a predicted model, not a curated record.
AUGGUUGACAUCAUUGCUACCCAAUCGCCAGGGGAGCAGCCCCCGGUAUUGAAGUACGAUAAUCUUCAAACAACAGGGGCCCUGAGGGCUUCAUGGAUAAGGGAUCCCAACCAAAACUGUCCAAUUACCCCAUCACAGCUUACAAUGCAAAACAUGGUAGACGCGGGAUGGGGAAUCCGGCACGAAAAACGCAACUUUCCACCAGACCAAAUCUACGAAGAAGUCGUCGAACUAGGGCUUUCUGGAGAAAAGCUCUACCGCAAGAUUGUAGUAUGGAAGCCCGGAGUAUCGCGCGGACUAUUCUGGGUAAAUGACUACAUGUUACAAACAGGGCCAGGCGUAAUUUUUGCCAUAGAUAGCUUCCGGCCUGACUCAACAUAUUGGGCGCAAAUCGCGCAGGCGGUUUAUCAAGAUGAGCACCCUAUCGAGGAUCUGAAGUAUGUCUUCCAGUGUAAUAUCAUUAACCCCGAGACUAUGCUGUUCGUGCAGAAGCGCCUCUAUGUCGCGGCAAAUGAUCUUGGCUGGCCAGAUGAUAGACUGCAUGCCUGGGAGGAGAAUACGGCUGAGUAUCAGGCUCUGCUGGGUACGAGACUUGCCAAAGGUGUGGCGUAUUUGAUUCUAGGGGCUUUCCCUCGAGGAACACGACGCAUUGCAAGGAUCGUGACUUGGGGAGACCGUUAUAUUCCCUACCUACAGAUGCGAUUUGAUAUUGAGAGAGUUUGA